AUGAUCCACUUUAACCUCAACUGUCCUAACAGUCUGCUAGUCCACUGUAACCUCCUCAACUGUCCUAACAGUCUGCUAGUCCACUGUAACCUCCUCAACUGUCCUAACAGUCUGCUAGUCCACUGUAACCUCCUCAACUGUCCUAACAGUCUGCUACUCCACUGUAACCUCCUCAACUGUCCUAACAGUCUGAUAGUCCACUGUAAACUCCUCAACUGUCCUAACAGUCUGAUAGUCCACUGUAACGUCAUCAACUGUCCUAACAGUCUGCUAGUCCACUGUAACCUCGUCAACUGUCCUAACAGUCUGCUAGUCCACUGUAACCUCCUCAACUGUCCUAACAGUCUGCUAGUCCACUGUAACCUCCUCAACUGUCCUAACAGUCUGCUAGUCCACUGUAAUCUCCUCAACUGUCCUAACAGUCUGCUAGUCCACUGUAACCUCCUCAACUGUCCUAACAGUCUGCUAGUCCACUGUAACCUCCUCAACUGUCCUAACAGUCUGAUAGUCCACUGUAACCUCCUCAACUGUCCUAACAGUCUGCUAGUCCACUGUAACCUCCUCAACUGUCCUAACAGUCUGCUAGUCCACUGUAACCUCCUCAACUGUCCUAACAGUCUGCUAGUCCACUGUAACCUCCUCAACUGUCCUAACAGUCUGGACUCCAGCAGCAGUCAAGUCAUCUCCAGGCCAGAGCUCCAGAUGAGAGGUCCCCCCCUCUGCCCCCCGCUGCCCCCACUGACCCCGCUGCCCCCCACUGACCCCACCUCUCACUGCCCCCCUCUGCCCCCCGCUGCCCCCCUCUGCCCCCCUCUGCUCCCUGCUGCCCCCCACUGCCCCCACCUCUCACUGCCCCCCUCUGCCCCCCGCUGCCCCUCUCUGCCCCCCUCUGCCUCUCGCUGCCCCCCACUGCCCCCCUCUGCUCCCCGCUGCCCCCCAUUGCCCCCACCUCUCACUGCCCCCACCUCUCACUGCCCCCCUCUGCCCCCCGCUUCCCCCCUCUGCCCCCCGCUGCCCCCCACUGACCCCGCUGCCCCCACUGCCCCCACCUUUCACUGCUCCCCUCUGCUCCCCGCUGCCCCCCUUUGCUCCCCGCUGCCCCCACCUCUCACUGCCCCCCUCUGCCUCUCGCUGCCCCCCACUGCCCCCCUCUGCUCCCCGCUGCCCCCUCUGCCCGCCGCUGCCCCCCAUUGCCCCCACCUCUCACUGCCCCCCUCUGCUCCCCGCUGCCCCCCUCUGCCCCCCGCUGCCCCCCACUGCCCCCACCUCUCGCUGCCCCCCUCUGCCCCCCGCUGCCCCCCACUGCCCCCACCUCUCACUGCCCCCCUCUGCCCCCCGCUGCCCCUCUCUGCCCCCCUCUGCCUCUCGCUGCCCCCCACUGCCCCCCUCUGCUCCCCGCUGCCCCCCAUUGCCCCCACCUCUCACUGCCCCCACCUCUCACUGCCCCCCUCUGCCCCCCGCUUCCCCCCUCUGCCUCCCGCUGCCCCCCACUGA
Oncorhynchus mykiss (rainbow trout) is the source of this 1494-nucleotide messenger RNA. The record is from RefSeq and is a predicted model, not a curated record. NCBI's taxonomy places the organism in Eukaryota, Metazoa, Chordata, Actinopteri, Salmoniformes, Salmonidae.